Molecule: messenger RNA, 2391 nt
Organism: Pogona vitticeps (central bearded dragon)
Lineage: Eukaryota; Metazoa; Chordata; Lepidosauria; Squamata; Agamidae
Cellular component (GO): membrane
Source: RefSeq, a predicted model, not a curated record
AAGACGACGGCGCCUUCUCGGUUGCCUUUGCUGCCCGCGGGUCUCUUUCCAUAUCUGGGCUGGUGGUGGGAUAAUGAUAUAGCCCCCAAAGUUGGGUGGAAGUUACUUCUCGGACUACAAGUCCCAGCAUCCUUUAGUCAUCGCGGAUUCUGUGAGUUCUAACCCGAAGGAUUUUCCCAAUUGCGUCCGAACUAUCUUGGUGGGAUAAUAUUAACUGAUCAAAACAAGGCGUUUGCGAGGCGUUUCGUUCUUCCUUUUUUUGUUUUCUGCAGCGUGCUUGCAAGAAAACACCGCCGGGUGGAUGCAGCGAAAGGGCGGCUGGGGCCCUCCCUGUCGCUACCAUAUUUCUCACUACUUUGUUGAAAAAUGAAACCGCGGCUCCGAAGCCUGUUGGGCUCCUCCGUUCCCCUAUAACCCCCUCCCAGUCACCCCGAAAAGGACGGAAGGGUUUUGAGGACGUCGUUCAUACGUUGCAUUUGCUUGGUUAAAUAAAAACCAACGUUGGUGCCUGUUGGGACCGGGGCCUUGUCAAGACGGAAAAAUCUCAUUAGUCUAAAAGGGGGGAAAAAGCAAAAUACUGUAUUGAAAAAUCUAAGACUCCGCUCACCUCAGCUCCUGUGAGGGUUUCUGCAUUAGGAAACCGUUUCAUACAGAUCGAAGUAAUUAGGCCUGCUAACAGGAUUCCUCCUCCCGCCAUCAUCUAAGAAGAGGAAAGUUAAUCCCUUUGCUGUCUUUAUGUUUUCAGAGUGUAGAUGGGAGAGCACCAGAGCAGUGCAGAGAAAGAGGUAGCCAUGGAAAGGCCAGGACGGAUUCUUUUCCCACAGUGUGUGAACAGUGUAUUGGGGCAUGAGAACAGGAAGUGGGACAUUCAUUUUGCUGGCACACCUGAGCCUCAGAUGGGGCAACACACAGCAUCCUCGGCAGCAAAUCCAGACAACACUGGUAACCAUUUGGGGCCUCAGCAAACGUUUGUCCUGAUGUUUUUAGCAUUGGAAGAACAAAGCCACCAAAGAAGAAAGGAAAGAUGUAGCAGUUCUGCUGAAUGGUUGGGGCUCUUCCUCUUCUUGCGGAUCUUGACGGAGGGGCACGAUAGACGAUUUAACGGUGUAAGAGAGAAUCCAGCCACCUUCUUUCUUUACUGGACAAUGCAAGGCAUCUGGGUGUUUGUAACCCUGCUCCCCACUCUGAUUCUGAACCUGGAGAAACACGAGAAGCGUCUGGGAUUUUGGGACUACCUCGGAUGGAGCAUGUGGGCCUUGGGGUUCAUCACAGAGGCAGUAGCUGACCAACAGAAGUGGCACUACAGAAGCAAUCCAGAUAAUGCGGGCAGGUUCAUCCAGAGCGGCUUGUGGGCGUACAGUCGCCACCCUAACUACCUUGGUGAGAUCUUGCUGUGGACAGGACUUUUUCUCUCAGCUGUAUCCGUUCUGCGUGGGUGGCAAUUCCUCAGCAUCAUCUCGCCGCUGCUGGUGUGGUUCUUGCUGAAUUAUGUCAGUGGGAUCCCACUCCUGGAGAAAGCAGCCAUGAAGAGAUGGGGGAAGGAGGCGGCUUUCCAGGCCUACUUGCAGAAGACUCCUGUGUUGUGGCCUGUCAGCUGGAAGCGAUAGCAGACAAGCAUCGGGUGUCCUCCCCUCCACCCUGGUCCAGCCUCAGAGAGGCAUGGCUUAUAAGGCAUGAACUGCAGAGAAAUCAUCUGAAAUUACACUUCUCCCAACAUGGCGUUUGCGUUCGGCUGGCCCUUGUGUUCCUGUCUACCGGCGUGGCCUAGUUCCCAAUGUGUGCUGAAAGCUUGGGCACACACGAGCAUGCAAAAUGGGUUUGCUCAAUGGAGGCUGCAGCUAUCUAGCGCUCCAGCAUGCAAAAUGGGCCCUUCAGUCAUCACUGCACCGGCACUAUAUCCGUCACUGCCCUGGAAGAGAAAGAUGUCUGGUAUAAACCACUAAUCUGAGAUUAGAAGGCUGUGCUGGUCUUUUAACUUCCAAUUACAUAAAGUAGCUGGAAGGCUUUGCUCUCUUCCAGAGAAGUGGGUGCCCCUUGUGUCGCUGCCAGAGGCGUUAAUCCCAGUAAUCCCUGUGCACUGAGAAAAGGAGGCGAUCACAACCAGUAAGUCCACCUUUUGUAGAAAGACCAGCACCUGCAGAAUCAGGGUUAGCGGCAGAUAACACUCCAGCUGUGACAGAACUGUACCGCCCGCUUCCAACUUCAUGUAAGAGUUGCUGUUCCUUUUUGUAUUUUUAUGUAAAGCUGAGCUUGUAAAUCCUCCUGCUUUGAUAAAGCUAUAUUGUCUUCCUAAUUAGGGCUGCUGCACCGGCUACAAAUGCACUAAAAUCUGUGUUGUGGCAGAUACAGCAUACUGCUGGAGGGAAAGUCUGUUGCAGUGGGGUCUCAGAA